Glossina fuscipes is the source of this 5197-nucleotide messenger RNA. RefSeq names its product PP2C-like domain-containing protein CG9801. NCBI's taxonomy places the organism in Eukaryota, Metazoa, Arthropoda, Insecta, Diptera, Glossinidae. The transcript is spliced from 4 exons. The record is from RefSeq and is a predicted model, not a curated record. Bases 1464 to 3920 code for a protein of 818 amino acids.
UGUUGCAUUUUAUUGCCAUCUCCCGUGAAUGUAAGGUGAGCAGCGAAUAUAUUUAAACGGAUGAUGGAUAUACUUUAAAAUGUUAUAUAGAUUUAAAAUAUUAAAAUAAACAAAACGAAUAAUAUGAUUAAUAAUAAUUAAAAUUAAAACAAUAAUAAAUAUAUAUAAUUUUCUCAAAUUCAAAGAGAGAGGUUGUGUUGCGUGCUGUGCUGUGGGUAGUAGUGUUCUUGUUUGCAUUAAAUAGCGGUGAUAUGCGUUGGUGUGUUUUUGUUGUGCUAAAAUCUUGAAGAGUUUGAAGAGUUGGUCGUACAAUUUGCAUAAUUAAAUUGAAAGUAAAAAAUGUUUUAUUUAAAAGAAAAAAAAAAAAAGUAACAUUUUAAAAUAAUAUUUAUAUCUCCCUCCUCCUCCGUUACGCUUCCAUUAGAACAAGUUUUCCAACAUAUGUGAAAUAAUUUGUUUACAAAAUUCUUCUCAUGCACAUCCCUAUAACUAGUAAUAAAAAAUAUAUGAAGGGAUAAGAAUUAUAAAAUGUGUAAACAAGAGCAGCUAGAUAGGCGAUUUUGAAAAUAGUAAACAAAACCGAACAAUCAACCACAACAACAAAGAAAAAUAAUAGUAAUAAAAGAAAGAAAAAAAAAAUAAAUAAAUAAUAACAAAAGAGGAGUACAGCGAAACAACAACAGGCACUACCAGCACCAGCACCAGAAGCAGCAGCAGCAGAUAGUAAAUGAGUAAACGAGUCAGUUACUUCGCGCAGUGUUCCCUUUCCCUACUCAAGUAAAACCGUAUGCUCUCUACUAUUGCUAUUCGAAGAAUUGCAAUCAGCCGUUCAUCGCAACCUAUAAAAUAAUCCAAAGAAAAGAAACAAAAAAAAAAAAAAACGGUAAAAAGAAGUAGAACAUUUCAUCUCAAUGACUUCAAUUGUCUUCAAUGAAAAUAAUGUGAAUGAACUGUAAUUAUCUUUUAUAAAAUAAUAAACGACGCAAUAAGCCGCCAUCGCCGAUGCCAUAUCGUCACCCUUACCAACCAUCGCCCAUUCAAAUGUGAAGUGUUCAUCAUUCAUUGAAAGGCAGGCCGAGGGGGCAUCAUCGUACGCGUUCUUCUAUAACGAUAAUCAGCGUCUCAGCGUCAUUAACGAAAUUGAGCAUCACUUGACUAAGUCACUGAUAAGAUAAUUUGUUUAAUUAUUCGCGAACGGCAUAAAUUUCCAAAGUAAACUUUUCAUCACUCAUCCAACCGAACGUCUAUAUGAGAUACAUAAAUCAACCAACCGAUUAGGUUAUUAUAUGAACUCGUCAAUCAAUCCUCUAAACUAGUCAACCAACCAAUCAAACAACAAACUGCUGUGUCUUUGUUUUUCUUCUUUAUUUUUAUUAUUAUUAUUAUUUUUUUUUUAUGUUUAUAUUUAAAGUUGAAGUUGUUGUGUUCCAUUUUAAUUCAAUCAAAUUUCAUAAAAAGUAAAAAUGCCAUCGCUUAGGCAAAAGGUUACAACCUAUUUUCGUCAAUUAAGUUUCAUUGCUGAGCCUCGUGAUGGCCCUAAAAGUCCACGCAAAACGGAAGACGAUGGCAAUUUCAUUACAAAAUACUUGGAGGGCCGCAUGGAUCGCAUUUUCACGCCGGCACCCGUCAUCUAUAACGGACAAAAUCCCAGCGAUAUGCCCGAAUUGAAAAUUUCAGCCUACCCGACCGGACCGAAUGCAAUUACGGCCGCUUGCACGGGCCCUGACGAUGGUUUGACGGGUAUUAAGCGAUCAAAGCUACAUUUGAGUGCCAAUUAUGCUGAUGAUAUAGAUUUCAUAGAUACCAUACAAGAAAGCGAUUGUUUCGAAGUACGAAAGAGUAUAAACACCAGCAAUGCACGCAAUCAUAAUAAAUUUCAACGUAUUAGUGGAAGUGGUCGUAGGGUUAACGCUGCGACAUCGACCAGCACAAAUGAUCACAAUACUAAUAAGACAAGUGGCAGCAUAAGAUCACGUAAAAAUUCCAAAAGUAGUAUAAACAGUUUGACAGCCAUUACUAAUGCCAAAGAUACAGGAUCGAGUGCCGCAAAAAUGCAUCAAAAAAAUGAAGAAAACUUAAAUAAAUCCACCACAAUAGUGGUAAGUAUGGUGAGCACAAAGCCGUUAAACACGGAGAGCAUAACCACCGAUUUGGUUACAACGGAUGCUGCCAAUGAUCAAAAUAAUAAAAACUUAUUAAACACUAAGACUGAGUCAACUAAUAAAGCGAUCCGAGAUACGAACAUAGCACAAAAUAAUAAAGACUUAGUUCUGAGUGGUGAAAAUAAAUCCGAAGUAAACAAUGAGAAAUUAUUAGAGGCUACAACAGAACGUCUAUUACGCGAGGCGGUAACUAGUCAAGCACCUAACAUAUUGGAUGAUUCAGUGGCAGGUGUAAGCAAUUGGAAAAUGGAAUGCGACUCUGCUUAUGGUAUAUCGGUUUCCUUAUAUGAAAAUAAUAUGCUUACGAAAGAACCGAUGGGUAACCCUAUAGCCGAUUGCUAUGGGAUGGUUGUGAGAAGUAAUGCAGCUGCUAUGGCUUUGGCAGACGGUGUUAAUUGGGGUGAUGGGGCUCGUUUGGCGGCCCGUUCUGCUGUUCAUGGUUGCCUUGAUUACCUAGAUCGUGCUAUCUUUGGCUUAGCUCAGGAAUGUAUGGCGACUUCAACCCAAGAAGUAUUUGUUAGCCUUUUACGAAGUUUAUGGGAAGGACAUGGUUGUAUACUGGAAGUUGGCGGUGCAUUAAGCACUCUCACUAUUGCGGUGGUACUACCUUUAGUCAGGAAUCAAAGUGAAAACGAUGAUAGCGGCGACCCUAACGAGGGAGAAAAGGAAAAGUACGUGGUAUGCGCUUGCAACGUUGGAGACUCUUUGGGGUACGUGUAUUCUAAGAAGCAUGGUGUCAGAGAGUUUACAAUGGCUUCUCACGAUAUAACUUCAAUGCGGGACAUGCGUGAUGCUCUGGGCGCCUUGGGUCCGGCCGAUGGCAACAAACCGGAACUCAGUAAUCUAACGCUAUCCAUGACUACAAUUGAACGCGGUGACAUUGUGUUUCUAACUUCGGACGGUAUUAGUGAUAACUUUGAUCCGGUGGUGGGUAAAUUUGCUGAAGCUUGGACCACCGAUAUACAACUAUUAUCUAGCAACAAGCAUUUGGGUUUGGCAACAAAAACGCAAAAUAAAAGUGCUUCAACUUUAUACCAACGUAUGCAUAGCGUAAAUAAUCAAUUAAGUCCUCUACCCAUAAAAGCACCGGUCCGUCCACAACGCACGAAAAAGGCUGCCUCCCCGGAAACAGCACCAGCUUCUAGUCGACCCAAAUAUAUGCGCUCACAUACCGUCAUAGAACCGAGAUGUUUAUCGUCAACGCUCAAUAACCACACGUUAAUGCUAUCGCCGCGACCAUUUGAAGCUCCAACAAGAGCUAUAAAAAUACCCAAAUCAUCAACGGGUCUACCAUUGGUUACGGGGCCCCAAAGACAUGCUUUAACUUUAUAUCGCUUAGAGGACUUACUUAGCUAUGGGAUUAAUGGUACAUUUUCGCCCUGUGUAUCGGCUAGACGUCUAUGUCAUCUUCUAAUUGACUUUGUGCGUAUGAUCACCUCGGCAAGACGCAAGACUUUAGAGCAAAGGGAAUUGUUUUAUAAACUUUCCACCGGUCCAGAUGGAGUUAAAAGGGAAAUCGAAUUGAAUCGCAUGCAACAUCGUGCAGCACGUAAACGCGUUAUUGAUAGUACGACAUUUUCAGCGCUACCCGGAAAGCUGGAUCACGCGACUGUAGUUGCAUUCACGGCCGGCACUUAUCAAUCGGGAAAUAAGAUAAAUGUUAACGUAAAUAAGAUAACAACGAUAAACACGAAUAGCAGUUGUAAUGCAAUUAUAGCUCCUUUACAAACGAAAGAAUUUCAGGAAACAAAUUUCUAAGCAUUGCAUGGGAAUUUAUGAAACGAUAAAAGACGAAAACGAAUACAUUUCAGGAAUUGCGGAAGCAAGCGAAUUGUAUUUUUUAUAUGAACAAUGUGUGCUUUAAAGAAAACAAGGAUAUAGGAAUAGAUUCUUUUUUUUUAUCAAACAGAAGGCUUUUUUCCUGUAGAGCUUAGGCUAACUGAAAUUUUGUGCAUUUUUUAUAAAACCUAAUGUAAGCUAAAAUCUUAUCUAAUAACUAUAUUUAAACGAACAAUUGCACAGCUUUUAGAAGAAGCAUUAAAAGUAAAAUAUUGGGAAGGAAUUGGUUACCGAAGUGAAAGGAGAAACAAUUCAGAUUAAAAAUACAUCCAAAUCUUUUUUUACACGGUCGUUAUGGAUACCGAAGUCAAAGGAGACACAAUUGAGAUUAAAAAUACAUGGAAAACUUUUUUUAUGCGGUUUGUUGUGACCCGAUUUUGAAAUAAAACGGUUUACAAAGAAGAACACCAUUUUUAAGCGGAUUUUUUCUUUUAAUGCGAAUUCCAAAAAAAUGUUUCUCUGUAACUCUAAUUUUGACAGUGUCUUACAGAAGCCUGUGUAUAAUCGAACAAUUGCACAACCUUUAGAAGAAGAAUAUACAAUAAAAAUACUGGAAAGGAAUUAGGUACGAAGUGAAAGGAGGGAGAGUGUAGAUUAAAAUUACACCCAAUUCUUUUUUUAUCGCAUUUUGAAAUAACACGGUUUCCCGAUAAGAACAAAUAGCGUUUUUUACACAAACAUUUGGUUGUAGUAUGCACUCCAAACAAAAAUUACGGACACUUACGUGUGCAGCAACAAAAUACAAUGGAAGGUAUACUAUGAUCGGAAGUCGUUCGGUUUGUGCCCAUACAAGUAUUAAUUGACUUAAUCUGUAUGUAAGAUGGAUUUCAUUACCACUUUUUUUGCGCGGUUUUUUGAGAAAAUAUUUAGAGUUUUUUUAUCUUUUUUUUUGGAAUUGUGGGACGUAUCUCUAACUUUGCCAAAUUUUGAAUAUAUAUUUUUACAUGAGUUUUUUUGCGCGGUUUUCUAAGAAACGUACGUACCGUGUAAAAGAAGAGUUCGAUGUAGAAUAAAAGCCAGUAAACUGUAAAAUGUUUACGUAAAAGAUCAAUGAGAGCUUGAAAGCUUGAAAUUUUAAAAGCGUUUCAAUCACGACAAAUCUGAGCUUCAUCACCUUUAACUACUAGGGUUAACUUAACACUUGCGAAUUGUUUAGAGACUUUGGAAAUGAGAAAUUAACUUUAAGAAAAAUUGAU